GACCACAAUAGUCCGAGUCCUCCUAUUCAGUCCUCUUGGGACGACACCCCUUUCCUAUAAAUCCGACGCCGCCGCCGCCGUCAGGGGUACGACCGUCCCGCUCCGACAAAAAUGGCAGAGUCUUCUCCGGUCCCCAGAGUAGGUGUGGUGGUGUUUCUUCUCAAAGACAAAACCGUGCUCCUAGGACGACGUCGUUCCUCCAUCGGCGCCUCCACUUUCGCUCUCCCCGGUGGCCAUCUAGAGUUCGGCGAGAGCUUUGAGGAGUGUGCGGCGAGAGAACUGAAGGAAGAGACUGGUGUGGAAGUAGACAAGCUCGAGUUUGUGACGGUGACGAACAACUUGUUCUUGGACGAACCCAAACCGGCGCAUUACGUGACCAUCUUCAUGCGCGCGGGUAUGAAAGAUCCCGAUCAAGUUCCCCAGACUGUUGAGCCGGACAAGUGUGAGGGCUGGGGUUGGUACGAGUGGGACGACCUCCCCAAACCACUGUUUUGGCCUUUGGAGAAGAUGGUGCAGAGUGGGUUUAGUCCUUUUCCUGAUUCCAAUUCAGGGCAGUAGAGAACUGUGAUACUAUGUUUUACAUGCUUGCUUCUGCAUGAGUUGUAAGGGUUGUGUUUCAAUAUGAUUGCAGAUUUUGUGGACCUUGUGA
Molecule: messenger RNA, 649 nt
Organism: Fragaria vesca subsp. vesca
Lineage: Eukaryota; Viridiplantae; Streptophyta; Magnoliopsida; Rosales; Rosaceae
Product: nudix hydrolase 1-like
Exons: 2
Coding region: 112-558 (148 amino acids)
Biological process (GO): dGTP catabolic process
Cellular component (GO): cytosol
Molecular function (GO): 8-oxo-7,8-dihydrodeoxyguanosine triphosphate pyrophosphatase activity
Source: RefSeq, a predicted model, not a curated record